AUGACAACAGCUCCACCAAGGCUAGAGAUUGAACAAUACUGGAAGACCAUCUGGGAUAACGAUACAACCGAUAACAACAAUGCUCAGUGGCCAGUGGAUCUGAGGGCAGACCACAGCAACCUCCCCGAACAGGGUCCAAUAAACAUCACAGUGGCAGACAUCCAAGAAAGAGUCUCCAGUGGCGAUAUGCUGGUUCCUGUCGAGUUUAAGGGAGUGAGCAAAUGGGUCAGGGUACCAAAGACAGACGAUGCCUACAAUUACUCCGAAUUUUUGCAAGGAGUGCUGGUGAAAUUCGGUGUGCCAGGUUCUACCAAUUUGGUCCUGAUGGAUUCUGCGGAAGUGGAAGUGGAUUCGGACAUAUUUGAUGAACUUUUGAAGUCAUCUCAGGUGUCUUUCAGUGUCUUCACUGAAGAAUGCAGUGACAACAGUGUUGCAGGGUCUUCUUCAGAUCACACAUCUUCAUUAGAGUUGUCACCGUCACCUGCAUCAGGAGGAUCAUCAUCAGGUUUAGACACAACAAUAAUACUCGAAUCUACCAAAGCUCGGAAAAAACAGUUAAUUGAAGGACCUCCUGACAGCAACACUGCAAGAAAUAUCAUCAGAGCAGCCUUGUAUUCAAAGCCAGAUGGUGAUCAAGUAUUUAAGGAAUAUGAGAAAACAAACUGCCUCUCUGAUACUACAAGAAGAAGGAUGGUGAACAUCCUUGUGGCAGACAUGGUAGAGAGUCAUGGGAGGAUCCCACCAGUAAGUGUCCGCAUUAUGUAUGCACUUGGGAUUACAACCUUGUUCCCAAACUUGAAGGACCCAGAUUCAAAGAAUGGUUAUAUUGACCAAGACUUCACAAUGCUGUUUGGGGAGGAAGUGUCUGGUAAAUUCCUUGCAAAGUGGCCAACAUUCUUCAAGCCAAGAAUCAUCAAAGAUUGCAAAAAUCUGUCUCAGAGUACAGAAUUGGAUGACCUGCUUGUCUCUGCACAGGGGGACUCUGAUGAGGGUGGUAAGUUGGAGAUGGUGGGAGGUAGCAUGGAGACUUUUCUUAAGGCUGGCCCCACUCAGCCAUUCCUCCUGUGUGUUGGAGAAAGAAAGAACAUCAUCCAGACUUUCUACAUUGUCCUAGAUCAAAAGGUCAUUCCCUGUGUGACGCAGACGGGAGUUGCAGCUUUUGACGAGCUUUUCAAGGCACAUUUUGUAUUUGCCGUGUCCUAUGACGAAGCAUUGCACAACUUCUACACAUUCAUCCAGACCACCGUGUAUGGCAUUGAUGUUGGCAGCGUGAAGGAGAGUCUUCGGGUCAGGGAAAUCAGAGCAAGAAUUCUUCACAGUACAGUCUAA
Pundamilia nyererei is the source of this 1329-nucleotide messenger RNA. NCBI's taxonomy places the organism in Eukaryota, Metazoa, Chordata, Actinopteri, Cichliformes, Cichlidae. The record is from RefSeq and is a predicted model, not a curated record.